UUUGCACAUGCACCGUACGCCGUCUAUAUUGUUCCGACCACCGCAGACGCAGGCGCGUGUGAAUCUUUCAAACAGCUUCGUUCCUCUUACUUCUAACUGUCGCAAUGGCGGCUGCGGAUCCCGGGGAGUUGAAGUUAAACUUUACUCUGAAAGAACUCCGUCUGUCCGGCCGAACCGAACCGGCCGCGCCAGGCGGCUCGUCCGCCGUGGAGCUGCGGGACAAGAAGCUGGUGUGCGUGGAGUACCCUGCGGUGGUGACCAGCGUGGACAGGAUGCUGGAGACUCUGGGAGGAGAGCAGACCGUGAGCAAGACCUACAGCGACCCAAACAGGCGCCUGGAGCUGCACUUCCGACCCCAGGACCCGUUCUGCCACAGUCUGUGUGGAAACCGGCUCUCGUCACGAAACCUCCUUCUCAGGGUGCGGCGGCGGGUGCGAAAGAAAGAUCCUCAGGAUGCUCAGAUCCAGAUGGAUGUUGUGGGAAUAAUAGGAACAACAUAUAAGUUCCAGGGCAUGGCUGACUUUCAGUGCCUCGCUGUGGACUCCCAGGAUGGAAAGACCACGUCUCUUUACGACAAAAUCAUCCUCCGUAAAGCCGAGAAUCAGGCCUUCUUUGAGCAGGACGUGCCUUACUUCCUCCCCCCGGCUAUUUUCUCACGUCUCGACAAUCCUGUGGACUAUUUCUACCGGACCGACGUCAUACAGAAGCUGACAGCGGCCAUCCCUUCGCCCGGCAGCAAGAACUUUAUCGGUUUGAACCGAGCCCGGCGGCCUCACAACGCCAUUUUCGUCAGCUUCACCGACCCCACCGUGCCGGACAAGUGCCUGGAGGCGGCCCGGGCGAACUGGGAUCGGCUGUGCCUGACGAAGCAGGACCAGGACGCCGAGGAGAAGGUGAAAAAGAUGUUUGAGAGCCGUCCCAUCUGGUCCGGGAACGCCGUCAAGGCCAACCUGAACAUUCACCGUGAAAAGCUGAAGCUGCUGCUGCCCGUCUACGCCUAUUACAUGGUGACGGGACCCUGGAGGAGCCUGUGGGUCCGGUUCGGCUACGACCCGAGAAAGAGUUCAGAGUCCAAGAAAUACCAGAUGCUGGAUUUUAGGAUCCGGGGGAGCUCCAUGCAAGGCUAUACUCUACCCAACAUACCGGUGAAAGCCAAGAGGAGCACCCUCAGCUGCAGCCGGCCAACCACACUUAACAAAACAGCUCCUCCCCCUGCUAGUCUGAUGGAUAUUCCUGCACCAGAAGGCCAGAGUCGCGACUCUGCUCCCGUCUCGUACCAGCUGAAGGAGUCCGCUUACAUCUUCAGAGAAGGGCUGCUGCCUCCUCACAGACAAAUGUUUUACCAGCUGUGCGACCUGGACGUGGACAGCAUCAAAGAGGUGAUCGACCAGAACAACGGCGAGGAGCAGACGUGUGACGAGCGCGACGGCUGGUGUGUCGUCGGCACCACGGACAAGCUGAGGGACAUCAUCUCCACCACCAUUAAGAAGACGGUCAGGGAGCAGAACCCAGAAAUGUUCCCCCAAAGACGACGGAAAGGAGAUCUGAAUUGGACGGUGACGGAUGUAGACCCAAAGGUGGAGCAGGAGGAAGAGGAGGAGGAAGACGAUGAGGCGGGGGAGUGCGAGAACAAAGAGGAUGAAGAGGAAAAUGAGGAAGAUGAGUUUCAGCCAUCUGAGGGGAGCGAAAAUGAGAUGGAGACAGAGAUCCUGGACUAUAUGUAACAAAAUGAUCAGUCCAUUUUUUUUUUUUUUUGUUGAAUGUGAAUAAAGAAAUUAAAUUCUUAAAGGCUU
Fundulus heteroclitus (mummichog) is the source of this 1793-nucleotide messenger RNA. It is a transcript of the gene gtf3c5, whose product is annotated as general transcription factor IIIC, polypeptide 5. The coding region runs from base 105 to 1724 and encodes 539 amino acids. NCBI's taxonomy places the organism in Eukaryota, Metazoa, Chordata, Actinopteri, Cyprinodontiformes, Fundulidae. Gene Ontology annotation, cellular component: transcription factor TFIIIC complex. The record is from RefSeq and is a predicted model, not a curated record. The transcript is spliced from 11 exons. Gene Ontology annotation, biological process: transcription initiation at RNA polymerase III promoter.